This is a messenger RNA of Brienomyrus brachyistius, 1212 nucleotides long. Its product is annotated as zinc transporter 10-like. The record is from RefSeq and is a predicted model, not a curated record. The transcript is spliced from 4 exons. Gene Ontology annotation, molecular function: zinc ion transmembrane transporter activity. Gene Ontology annotation, biological process: zinc ion transmembrane transport; intracellular zinc ion homeostasis; detoxification of zinc ion. Gene Ontology annotation, cellular component: membrane. Lineage: Eukaryota; Metazoa; Chordata; Actinopteri; Osteoglossiformes; Mormyridae. The coding region runs from base 1 to 1212 and encodes 403 amino acids.
AUGGGGCGCUACACCGGGAAGACGUGCCGCCUGAUUUUCAUGAUCGUUCUUGCGGUGAUGAUUUUCUUUGCAGAGAUUAUCGCCGGAUAUAUGGGAAACUCCAUAGCACUGGUGUCGGAUGCGUACAACAUGCUGUCGGGCCUUCUGUCGCUCAUCGUGGGUCUUGCAUCGAUCCGCCUGUCACGCCGACCCCCAUCAGAACGCAGCACCUACGGGCUGUCCAGGGCUGAGGUGGUGGGGGCGUUGGCUAAUGCCGUCUUCCUCGCCGCACUUUGCUUAUCUGUCUCGCUCCAAGCCCUACAGAGGCUGGCCGAUCCGGACAUCAUUGACGAUCCCAUGCUGGUGCUGAUCGUAGGCGCACUGGGUCUAGCGGUCAACGUAGGCGGCCUGUUUCUAUUCCAGGACUUUAGCUGCUGUCGCCGUGGGAAUGGGCGGCGAGGACAAACAAGCUGCAACGGGGCAGCGCAAGAAACUAAACAGAAAGAUGAGGAGAACGAACCAGGUGCCCCGGUUCUGGAUGACGGCAUCAUCGAACAGAAGGGAGAGGAAAAAAGGAGCCAGCCGCUCAAUAUGCGAGGAGUCCUGCUCCAUGUCCUGAACGAUGUUCUUGGCUCCGUGGCAGUGGUGGUCACCUCGGCGGUGUUCUACGUUCGGCCGCUGGAGAACAAAGAGCAGUGCAACUGGCAGUGCUACCUGGACCCCUUGCUCACCAUGCUCAUGGUGGCACUUAUCAUGACUCCUACCAUGCCUUUUUUCAAGGAGACCAUAAGCAUCUUGCUGCAGAGGAGCCCCGCCGAUUUACAGCUUAGCACCAUCAUGGAGGACAUCUCCAAGAUCCAUGGGGUCUGGGGCGUCCAUGACAUACACGUCUGGGAGCUGAUUCAUGGCCGGAAUGUGGCCACCCUCCACAUCAAGUGUGAGGACACAACCGCAUUCAAGGUGUUCUCCCAGCAGGUCCGGAAGGUCUUCCACCAGGCCGGGGUACACAGCGUCACCAUCCAGCCUGAGUUUGAGCAGGGGUCUGAGCAAAAGGCACUCUGUAGCACCCCCUGCCUGUCAGCCGCAUGUCAGAAGCAGUCCUGCUGCCAAGCACCCCCCUUGCCCCUGUCUUUUCAGAAUGUCCACCUACCUGUGCCUUUUGUGGUUCCCCUUCAGGACGUGAAUGAGCACCCCCCAGAGGCAGAAGAGACACAUACCAGCACCAAAUUAUAA